Messenger RNA from Macadamia integrifolia, 2500 nucleotides. RefSeq names its product recQ-mediated genome instability protein 1. Gene Ontology annotation, biological process: double-strand break repair via homologous recombination; resolution of meiotic recombination intermediates. The transcript has 8 exons. Gene Ontology annotation, molecular function: nucleotide binding. The record is from RefSeq and is a predicted model, not a curated record. The coding region runs from base 20 to 1711 and encodes 563 amino acids. Gene Ontology annotation, cellular component: RecQ family helicase-topoisomerase III complex; nuclear body. Lineage: Eukaryota; Viridiplantae; Streptophyta; Magnoliopsida; Proteales; Proteaceae.
AAAACAGAAACACGGGAAAAUGAGUAGAAGACGCCUUCAGCUACACUAUUCAUCUUCUGAGGAAGACGACCAAGGAGGGCACAGAGGAGGAGGAGGAGGAGCGAAAGAGAACCGAGGUCUGGCAGAACCUACCAUCGUUUCUUCUACUACCUCUUCUUACUCUCCAAACCCUAACACUGGCCACGGCACUGGCACUAACCCUAACUCGGCCUCGGCCUCUGCUGUUCUUUCUGAAAACAUUCCCUUGGAUAUUUCCGACGAUGAUUUCUUCGACGCGCCUGAACGUCAAGAUAUUCCUACUCCUCCUCCGCAUUCCGGGCAAGAAGACUGCCGUGACUCUUCCGUGGAUGCAUUCCUUCGCGGUCUAGGGCUGAGUCUACGCAGGGAAUGGUUGGUUUCGUGCAUUGCUGGUCUUCAGAGCUCUCUUCCUGGUUUCUCCGGUCUCGAUGUACCCACCAAAGCUAAACUCUGUUUCGAACAGUUCCUCGUAUCAGACAUGAAUUACUCCGGAGGCGGUGUUCUCCCUCAUGAUGUGCAUACUAUGCAUCUUGUUGAUUUGGGUGGGCCUUUCGUCUUGCAGGUUGAUGAAAUUGUUAAUAUCAGUUGUCCUCUUCGGAAUAGGUAUCAGAAUGCAGCUUCCGGGAUUAAAAGGUGCCUUAAAUUAUCCAUGACAGACGGUGUGCAACGUGUAUUUGGCAUGGAAUACAGGCCCAUUAAGGAUCUUGAAGUUCUAGCUCCUGCUGGUUUGAAGGUUGCUAUUCGUAAUGCAAAUGUACGGCGUGGACUUCUAAUGCUGGUCCCUGAAGUUUUGGAGGUUCUAGGGGGACUGGUCGAAGAUUUGGAUGCUGCGUGCCAGAGGCUUGUCCAUGAAGUAAAUAAGCCACCAAGGGGAAAAAGAACACGGACUGGAGUUGUUCCUUCUUUGGUAACUAGAGCUACUCUUGCAGCUUGGCCUUCCAAUAAUGAUAACAAUCAAGGGCAUUCUGACAAUUCAGCAUCAGUGGGUGCAACUCGCUCACAGAGAUUGGAUGAGGCUGCAGGCUCUGUUUCAGCUGUGCCUGGCAGUGCUGCCAGUGAAAUGGCUAUGGAAGAGGUUGCUCCCACGCAUGCUCCAAAUGCUGAAGCUAAUAUGUCCUCCGAUACCCUUUUGGAUGUUGAAGAUAUCAAUAUGAUUGAGGAAGUUGAACAUCCACUCAUAUUAACUGGUGACAAUGAGAUCCCUUUUAUGUACUUGUCUAGUUUAUUGGCAAAGUGGGCUGCGAAGGAGGAUGGUACACCUUUCGUUCAAGGAAUAAUUAAGUGUUUCUUGACUGGCGUGAAGCGUUUCCAAUUUAAACAGAGGGCUACCUUUGAGCUUCUGAUCUAUGUUGAAGAUGGUAGUCUCAUUUCUGAGAUCCUCAUUGAUCACAACGUUGUACAAAAAGGAAUUGGUUAUUCUCCUGAGGAGGUUACAGCUGCUCUUUCUUCUUCAGAUACUAAAAGAGUUAGUGAUAUGAAGGAAUGCAUGAAGCAGUUCCAGACUUUUUUAACAAAUUUUGAGGGUACAAUGCUCGUAGAAAUAAACAGUAACUCUCCUCUCCCAGUUGCCCUUGAGAUGAAUCAGGGAUGUUCAACAUCUGAUGCGUGGUUCCUUCUAAGAAGACUCAAGUCCUCUACACCUGCUGAAACACCACAGCACCCACAUUCUGAUCCCAUUAUUUUAUCCCCUUGAAUGAAAACACAUACUGCAGUUGGAAUCUGCAACAUAAGAGGAAAAGCCAUGGUAGCACCAUUGAUCAUUGAGGUUCUCUUUGAAUGGAUCCUGAGAAGACUUUCAUGAGAAAAUCAGGAGCAAGAGUGCAUGGACCUUUCAGUAUCCUGUGUUAUCGCCGAAAGUGAAGAUACAUUGAUAGAGAUGGACUCAAGUAACAUCAUCCACCAAGGUUUCAAAAAAUGAGGAUUGGUUUGGAUGGAUUGCUCUGUUUUGGGAUGGUGGUCGGGAUCGGCAAUCACCCAUCUGGCUGAUACUUCAUCUCUCUCAGAGAUCAGCUCAUAUCAGGCCAGAUUAGUGGCCACAGAUGUGGUCUCCCAUUUUUUUAAAUCCUUAUAAUCAACUGUUUAUGUUCAGUCAGCGUUUGAUGUUGCUCUAUAAAAAAGUAAUUAUUCUAUGAUGGUGGAAGUUGAUUUUCCUCGCAGCAGUACAUCAAAACAAACGUGACAUGACCAUAUCUGAGGAAGGUGAGAAUGCAAAGUUUCAGUUAGCAGGAAAAUGGCGACACCCUAUUGAUUUGUUGAGUUCUUAAUUGAGAUGAUAUGUUAUAUUUUGCUACAUUAAAAUCUGCUUCACUAAGCUCGCUUACAAAGAGUCCUUACUCCACCCAGGAGAUUGUAAUCUUUGAAAUUACAAAGCCUAAACUGAAUUGCCAGUGUUCUCUCUCAAGUUUCUCCAAUAUCUGUGAUGUGCCAUUGUUAAUUAAGAUUGAAUACUAGUUUGCAUUUACCUAUUGGUUUUCAUUUUUCA